ACCCGGUGAUGUCAUUCUGCGGCUGCGCACUGGCUCCGCCGCCUUUGUCCCGGCCGCUGUCCGUGGUCUGGAGCCGCUGCUCCUGUCCCGGAGAGUCCCGGGCUGACCCGGUCCCGUCCCGACCCGGUCCCGUCCCCGUCCCCGUCCCAUACCGGAGUGUCCCGGUCCUGAUCAGGUACUAACCCGGUUCUGUCCCGGUCUGAACCCGGUACCAUCCAGUCCUGCUCCUGACUCGGUUCUAACUUGGUCCUGUCCCGGUCCUGUCCCGGUACUAACUGGGUCCUGACCUACUAACCUGGUGCUGUCCCGGUCCUAACUAGGUCCUGUCCCGGUCCGGAGCCGCUCCCGUCCCGUCCCGUGCUGAGCCGCCCCCGUCCUGGUCCAGAGCCGGUCCUGACCCGGUCCAGAGCCGGACAGGCUGGGCACUGCCCCGCUCCCCCGGACUAUGCUGAGCCAGGGCCGGCGGAAGAAGUUGGCGAGUGCGCCGGGCCCGGACUGCGGCUCGGCGCAGGACCUGCGGGAGGCUCUGUCCGCCCUGCGCAGCGACCAGACCGAGGAGGAGAAGCGCACCCACUUGGCCUACAUCCACCACCUGGUGAAGGAGGCUUGGCUGCUGCCGGCCCGGGGCAGGGAGGUGGCCUCGGCCAUGUGCCGGGAGAUCCGGCUGCAGGGCACCCUGGAGCUGCUGGUGGCGAUGAUGCAGGCUCGGGGCACCGACACCCGGUACGAGGCGGGCAAACUGCUGGAGCAGGUGCUGAUCACGGAGAACAGGGACCGGCUGGCACGCACCGGUCUGCCGGCUAUCCUGCAGCUGGCCACGGAGCGGGAGGACGCAGCCCUGGCGGCCAUCGUCUCGGGGAUCCUGCAGCACAUGUUCAAGCACUCCGAGGGGACCACCUACCUCCUCAUCACCAACGGCGGCCUGGACUUCAUUCUCUUCUGGUGCCGCAGCAACGACGUCACCAUCCUGCGGCACUGCGCCAAUGCCCUUGCCAACUGCGCCAUGCACGGGGGCAAUGCCAACCAGCGGCUGAUGAUCGAGAAGAAGGCUGCCGACUGGCUGUUCCCCCUGGCCUUCUCCAGGGACAAGAUGGUGCAGUUCCACGCCAGCCUGGCCAUCACCGUCCUGGCCACCAACAAGGAGAUCGAGAAGGAGGUGGAGCGGUCAGGGACGCUGGACCUGGUCGAGCCCUUUGUCGCCUCCCUGCAGCCCGAGGAGUUCGUGCAGAGCUGGCUGGACAGCACGGAGAACUCGCAGGGCCGAACGGCCUGUGAGCUGCAGCGCUUGGUGCAGCUGCUUGACAGCUCCCGCGUGGAGGCUCAGUGCAUGGCCACCUUCUACCUGUGCGUGGAGGCAGGCGUGAAGGCCCGGCAGAACAAGACACAGGUGCUGCACGAAGUGGGGGCCCCGCACAGUCUGAAGAGGAUCGUCAGCUACUCCAACUGCGCCACCGUCUCUGCCCUGGCCAAGAAAGCCCUGUGCCUGCUGGGGGAGGACAUCCCGCGCAGACUCUCUCCCACCGUCCCAAACUGGAAGCCCGUCGAGGUGCAGACCUGGCUGCAGCAGGUCGGGUUUGCGGUGUACUGCGAGAAGUUCUGGGACCUGCAAGUUGACGGAGACCUCCUGCUGUUGGUUACUGAUUUGGAAUUAAAGGAGGACCUGGGAAUACAGUCCAGCAUCACUCGCAGAAGAUUUCUUCGGGAACUGAGGGAGUUAAAGACCAACGCCAACUACUCCACCUGUGACCCCAGUAACCUGGCCGACUGGCUGGGCAGCAUCGAUCCGCACUUCCGACAGUAUACCUACAACCUGGUGCACUGCGGGAUUGGGAAGGAGACGUUCUCCCAAGUGACAAAGGAGCAACUGAUCUCGGAUUGUGGGAUCGAGAAUGGAAUUCACCGGGCCCGGAUCUUUGCCGCAGGACAGGGUAAAACGCAAGGCAUUCACUGGGACAUAGAACUGCUGUCCAAUUUGCCCCCCGUUCAGGUUGAGGCCAGAGACGAGAGUCCCGACGUCUUCAUCAGUUACCGCCGGUCUACGGGAUCGCAGCUGGCGAGCCUCCUGAAGGUUCACCUUCAGCUCCGCGGGUUCAGUGUUUUCAUCGACGUGGAGAAGCUGGAGGCCGGGAUGUUCGAGGACAAACUUGUCCAGAGCGUGAAGCGGGCCAAGAACUUUGUGCUGGUGCUGACAGCCAACGCGCUGGACAAGUGUAUGGGGGACCUGGAGUUAAAGGACUGGGUGCACAAGGAGAUCGUCAUCGCCAUGUCAUGCAAGAAGAACAUUGUCCCCCUCAUCGACCAGUUCUCCUGGCCAGACCCCAGCCUGCUCCCGGAGGAUAUGCGAGGCAUUCUCCAGUUCAACGGCGUUCAGUGGGUCCAUGAAUACCAGGAUGCCAGCGUGGAGAAGAUCCUGCGGUUCCUGCACACUGAGAACGAUGGUCCAGCCCCGGCGAACGCCCUGUCUGAGCACCACCCCUAGUGCUGACCUCAGUCCUGUGCCUGUCCUCCUCCUACACAGAAAACCCAUGGACUCCUGCCCGACAUGGCCCCGACCUCGCCCCGAGUGGAGGUCAGCGCUGACCACGGCGUGGAGGAUGGAUGGCCAGGGGACCACUGGGCACCACCGGUCUCACGACGUGGAGGGCAAGGCGUCCCUGAGACCUGUUGGCCAGGGACCUGGCCGCUUGUAGUGAGCGGGGACGGGGGUGUGAGGGGUGUUUCUGCAGCUUGUUUUGGCAGUGAAACCCUCACACCGGUCACCAAAAACCCAGGGAUCAGCUGGGGCAGGCAGCAUGGGUUUCCUCAGGGAGCCGGACACACCCCAGAGACACCUACCCACAUACACCUACCCACACAGAUACCCACAAUAACUCAGACACCCACACACACCUACCUAAACUCACAACUACCCACACUCACACCUACACACCUGCCCAUCCCCACUCAUACCUCACCCACAUGAACACACAAGCACAUAUGUCUGAUGAUUCCCAGCCACACUUAGACAUACAAAUACACACUGACUGACACACACUCACUCAGACACUCACACUCAGGCACUCUCACACUUAAGACAUACCCACAGACACACUCACUCAGGCACUCUCUCUGUCUCUCUCUCUCACACACACACACACACACACACACACACACACACACACACACAGGGAUUCGUGCUCUGCCGCUGGAUCAAUAAUUCACACAGCCUACCUCUUACCCUGCUGUCUCCUCCCUGUCCCCUCCCUCUCCACCCCCAGUAGCCCUGUGUCUCCAGCUGAUCGGUCUACCCCCUCCCCAGCCACAGGGACCCCGCCUCCCCCACUCCUCUACGUGAAGGCUCUCAGUCUUGCUCCAACCCUCAGGAUUUUCAUUCCAGUUCCUCAGGUUCUCCAUUACCCCCUGCUCCUUGGGUGGAUGCCCCACACUCCUGCUUCCUGAUCCCUGUCUCUCUCUCUCCCUCCCAUUCCCUGAUCCCACUCUCCCUCCCUCAUUCCCCUCUCCGAAUCCCAGUCUCUCUCCCUCUUCAGAUUUCUCCUUUUCUUCCCUGUCUCUGGAUCCAGCCUCUCUCCCACUUACCUCCCGAUCUUGGUCUCUCCCUACAACCACACGCUCCCCCUGCCACCUCCGUGACAGACCCACACCCACUGUGCUGGGUGCCAGACCACAGCCUGUCAACCCAGGGUCAGCACAGCCUCUGGCCCUCCGAACUCUGGCACUUACCCAGAUCGUUGCCUAUCGAUCUUCUGUGUCUACUGAUGUUCCUUGUGCCUUUACCUUUCCUCCAGGGGUAACACCAUUGGAUACCCCUCCUGGUUCCCUUCAACCCCCUAGGCCCCCUGGAUGGGUAGGUUAAAGUUGCCCUCUCAAAUAAUGCAAUACAUAUACUGCUGAACUAAUAAAAGCUUUAGGAUGAAAAAAUCUUUGUAGAUUUUAGAAAGAGAUUUUGUCACAGAUCAUUAAACAAUAUUUCCCAUGGAGAGUUGUGAAAGUUUGCCCUUUGCUGUUUAAACCCUUUCAUUGCUGCCACAGUACCUUCAGACACCGGCCUCCUGCUGCUGAUACAACACUGGGUGGCAGUGUGGGCUGCAAGGAGGAGCUUCAGAGCAAUUGAACAGAUUAAGUGGAUAGGCAAUGACAUGGCAGGUGAAAUAUCAUUUGGAAAAAUAAGAGAUCAGCCACACUGGCAGAAAAAAUAGGGAAUUUUUUAAAUGGUGAGGGGUUGACAGAGACCUGAGUGUUUCUGUGCACGUCACUGAAGGUUAACCUGCAGGUCCGGCAAGGGGUGUGGUGUGCUGACGAUCACUGCUAGAGGAUUUGCUCACAAGAGCAGAGAAUUCUUGCUCCAGUUACUGGGAACUGCUGCUCUGAAUAAGCAGGGAAUGGAGGGAUAUGGAUAUUGAACAGGCAGAAGUGAUUUAAUUUAAUUCAGUGUCGUGUUCGGAUGACAUCAUGGGCCAGAGGAGCUGUUCCUGUGCUGUACAGUUGUAACACUGUCCCAGGGAGUCUGCACCUCGGCUAUCGUGCACUGGUCUGGUCUCCCUACCUACAGGAGGACAUGUUCUGUCACAGGGACAGCUCACAAACUCACCAGAUUAAUUCCUGGAACAGUGGGUUUGUUUUAUGUGGAGAGAUUAUGAAGAUCUGGCCUAUACGGUCAUUGAAACAACCAAAAUUCUUAUGGAGCCUUUCAGGAUGGACAGAGGGGUAAGGUGAUUAAAUCCGGGGGUCACAGUCCCAAAGGGGUCAGCUACUCAGGGCAGAGAGGAGAAGGAAUUUCACCCUAACGGGAGUGAAUGUUUGGAAUUCUCCGCCCGAGGGCUGUGGAGACUCAGUCGCUGAGGAUACUCAAGAUGGUUAAUGAUAGAUUUUUAAAUAUUGUGAAUCAAGGGAUAGGGGUUCAGUCGGGUGGUCCUGAGGGAGCAUUGCACGAGAGGGGCAGUACUGAGGGAGCGUCACACUGUGGGAGGGGCGGUACUGAGGGAGCACUUUGAGGAGUUCCCUUGUGGCAGUGCCCGCUGACCAUGCAGCACCCUCCCAUCACUGCCCCACUGACACUGCGGCACUCUCUGACAUUGCAGAAUCGAGUGUGUCAAUGUGCAUUUCACUGAAGGUUCUGGGGAACGACUUAAACCCACGACUUUCUGAUGGAGGCGUGGGAGAGAGAAACUG
This is a messenger RNA of Pristis pectinata (smalltooth sawfish), 5169 nucleotides long. It is a transcript of the gene sarm1, whose product is annotated as sterile alpha and TIR motif containing 1. Gene Ontology annotation, cellular component: dendrite. The record is from RefSeq and is a predicted model, not a curated record. The transcript is spliced from 9 exons. Bases 446 to 2479 code for a protein of 677 amino acids. Gene Ontology annotation, molecular function: signaling adaptor activity; protein binding; NAD+ nucleosidase activity. Gene Ontology annotation, biological process: response to axon injury; signal transduction; negative regulation of MyD88-independent toll-like receptor signaling pathway. NCBI's taxonomy places the organism in Eukaryota, Metazoa, Chordata, Chondrichthyes, Rhinopristiformes, Pristidae.